AUGUCUGCACUCGUGGCCUUACUGCUACUCUGGGGUCUCACUCUAGGCCCAGCAGCUGAGGGCGCUGUAUUUUUUAAGACUCAACCAAGUCUGUGGGCAGAUUCCAAAUCGCUGCUAGAACCCUGGGCUGACAUGACACUGACAUGCCAGGCCCGCCUAGAGACCCUGGACUUCCAGCUGUUCAAGGAUGGGGUGGUCCAGAAGCUGGUGCACCUUGACAUACCUGACAUGGAGUAUCAGUUUCCACUGGGAGCAGUGACAAAUGAUAACAGGGGCUUGUACCGCUGCCGCUCAGGCUUGUCUUCUGGCACAUGGACUGAGCUGAGCAACCUGCUGGAGGUGACAGGGACAGAGACCUUGCCCCCACCCUUGCUCAGCGUGGAACCAGUGUCCUGGAUCAUACCGGGCCUGAACGUGACACUGCUGUGCCAUGGGGGACUGCGGGGUGUGAGUUUCCUGCUGAGGCGAGAAGGUGAUGAUGAGUUUCUGGAGGUGGCUGAGACAAGGAAGGAAGGAGUAGCCAGCUUCCCUGUCCACCAGGCUGGCAACUACAGCUGCAGCUACCAGACCCAUGCAGCAGGUGGCCCCUCUGAGCCCAGUGCCACUGUGACCAUUGAGGAGGUGGCUGUGCUACCACCACCCGUGCUGACUUCUUGGGGACAGUACCCCAAGAUCCUGGGCCCCGGGAACAGAGUAGGCCUCAUUUGUGUGGCGCCCCUGGGCGGUGCUGAAUUCGGACUGUGGCGUCUGGAGGGUUCUGUGCACAAGGAGCUGCAGGUCCCAAUGAGCAGUACCAGUCCCGACCGUGUCUUCUUUGACUUGGACACCGAGGCGCUGGGAGACGGAGGUCCCUUCAUCUGCCGCUACCGGCUGCGCGGCAAGGACACCGUGUGGUCCGAGGACAGCGAGCCCACCGAGUUGGUGCGGAGCGACGGUGACCUGCCCGCGCCGGUGCUCACUGCCGAGCCUGCGGGCCCGCGCAUCGCCCCCGGCUCGCUCGUGGAGCUGCGGUGCGCCGCGCCAGGCGGCGGGAAGCGCUUUGCGCUGCAGCGUGAGGACCCGGGCGGGCGCCGCCUGCUGGCUGUGCGGAGACCCGGGCGGCCUCACGCGGUCUUCCAGCUGCGCGACGUGUCGGCGGCGGACUCCGCCAACUACAGCUGCGUCUACGUGGACCUGGCGCCGCCCUUCGCGGGGUCCGCGCCCAGCGCACCCGUGGAGCUGCGCGUGGACGGGCCGCCGCCCCAACCUCAGCUCCGGGCCCUGUGGACGCGGCCGGUGCGCGCGGGCCGCGAUGCCUUCCUGCGCUGCGAGGGUCGAGUGCCCGACGUUGUCUUCGAGCUGCUGCGCGGAGCCGAGGCCGAGCCCGUGGUGACUCUCAGCGCCGCGCGCGACUCGCAGUCCGCCGACCUGGCGCUGACCUUCGUGGGGCCCCAGCACACUGGAAACUACAGCUGUCGCUACCGCGCCCAGUGGCCCGCGGACUUCGUGUCCGAGCCCAGCGACCCUGUGGAGCUGCUGGUGGCAGGAAGCUGA
Castor canadensis (American beaver) is the source of this 1533-nucleotide messenger RNA. Lineage: Eukaryota; Metazoa; Chordata; Mammalia; Rodentia; Castoridae. The record is from RefSeq and is a predicted model, not a curated record.